AGCUCAAUCAUGACUUUAUCAGCCUCGGAGCCACAUCCAGCUCACGUUUCGUGACAGAACUGCAGCUUCAUCUCGCAUACUUUCUUUAUUAUGCGGACAAACGUGGAUUUUCAGAACACAGUUUAAAAUGGAUUAACAGAAGAAGCGGGUGAGAACAUGAGGAGAUGUGUUGAGGAACAACAGAGCAAUAUAUUGGCAGAAUAAACCAGCAGCAUGACGAAACUUCUGGCCCUCAUCAGUGUGAUCGGCUUCAGAUUGAUGGUCUGUGUUCACAGUGAGUUUAUCGAGCCGUCUCCGUCUCUGGCCCUGCGCUCGUUCUCCGGCACACAGACCCGGAUGCCCUGCCGCUUCACGGUGGAGGGUGACGAGAAGCUGGUGCAAGUGACCUGGUACAGAGAGAAACCAGGAGGAGAACGAGAACAGAUCAUCAUAGGACACUUUACUGAAGGACCUAAAGGUGUGUGUGUGUGUGUUUGCACCAUUUACAAACACAAACUAUGCUUCAUCUGUGUUUCUCCUUCACUAGUUUUGCCGAUCUCUUCUCUGGAGCCGGUGAUUCUGCAGGAAGGCCAGUCGUUCCGCGUGGCUGCCUCCUGUCGCUCGGUUGGACACCCUUCGCCACGUUUGUCCUGGGACACGGACAUUCCCGGGCAGUCGCAGAACCGCACUGGAGAAGAUGGAGUCGUAACCUCGCACGGCGCCUGGACUGUCUGGUUUUUGCCGAUCUCUUCUCUGGAGCCGGUGAUUCUGCAGGAAGGCCAGUCGUUCCGCGUGGCUGCCUCCUGUCGCUCGGUUGGACACCCUUCGCCACGUUUGUCCUGGGACACGGACAUUCCCGGGCAGUCGCAGAACCGCACUGGAGAAGAUGGAGUCGUAACCUCGCAGUUUUCCGUGCAUCCGCUGCGCAGCAUGAACAAGCGGCGCCUGGACUGUCUGGUGUGGCAUCCCGCUCUCGACGGCCCGCAUAGAAUCAGCAACGAGCUCGUCGUGCACUUUCCUCCUGAUGCAUUGAUUGCUGAUUCUGGUUCCUGGAGAAUCGGACACUCAGGAUCUGAGCUCAGAUGUGUGGUUAAAGGAAACCCGUUGCCGCAAAACGUCACGUGGAGCAGAAAGGACAGUCGUCUGCCAGCAGGAGUGCUGGUUAAAGAGGACACACUGGUGUUUGUUCGGCCUCUGAACGUGACGGAUGAAGGCGUGUACGUCUGCCAGACAGCUAACAGCGCGGGAAUCGCUAAAGCCGAGUUUAAAGUGGAGAUCGGAAAACAUGCAUCUGAAUCUGCACACGCUCUGGGAAGCCUGUCAGAGACUCUGCUCAUCGUCAUAGUCGCCGGGGUUUUGGUCAUCGUUAUUGUGAUCGCCAUCGUUUUCGUCAACUGUCACCUUAGACGCAAGAACAGGAAGCUGAAGCGAGCACUCAGCGUCAGAACGGAGGAGAUGAUCAGUCUGUCGCGGCAGGUUUCCAUGAGGAGACUCAACUCCAUCAACACUGAUCCCAGAACAGCGCCGGAGGAGAGUUCACUGAUUCAGAUGGACAGUGUGACGAAGGGCAGUGUUUUAUCGGUGGAGGAUCAUUCAACGCUGAGUGACGUGAGAGGCAGACGUGGAGACAGAGAGUACGAUAGUCUGGGACGUCCCGCCAUCUACACGACGUACCGUCCGGAGCGAUCCAGCAAGAACACGAGAGAGAUUGAGGAGGAGAGAAAUGAGCGCAGACGGAGAGUCGAGUCCUACGUCAAAUCCAGCAAUAUGUCACUGGAUUCAGGGCUUCACCGGGAUCAGAGUUCUCCUCCUCCAUCCGUGAGCUCGGGUCUGACUGCAGAUGCCAUCGGGGAAGGAUGGAAGCGUGGCUCUCGCAGAGAGAUUCACCGAGACGUGCAGCGAGAGCGAGUUCCUGAAGGAGAGGAAGAAAGCUCUGCUGUGAGCUCCUAUCAGCUAUCCGAAGCCGUUUCCAACUACUUCCAGUGCAGCAACGGCGGACUGACGCCGAAGGCAAACCCCAACGCCAUCAUCAUACACUCUCACGGGCCGGUCAUCUGAUCAACACACCAUGCUUCCUGCAACACAAGCGUUGUGCUGAUCGUCAGUGCAUGCAGCUUGAUUAUCUGUAAACUCUUAAAGGGACAGUGCACAAAAAAAUGAUC
This is a messenger RNA of Sinocyclocheilus rhinocerous, 2141 nucleotides long. It is a transcript of the gene nectin4b, whose product is annotated as nectin cell adhesion molecule 4b. The transcript is spliced from 12 exons. Gene Ontology annotation, cellular component: adherens junction. Gene Ontology annotation, biological process: heterophilic cell-cell adhesion; homophilic cell-cell adhesion. NCBI's taxonomy places the organism in Eukaryota, Metazoa, Chordata, Actinopteri, Cypriniformes, Cyprinidae. Bases 214 to 2037 code for a protein of 607 amino acids. The record is from RefSeq and is a predicted model, not a curated record.